Pan troglodytes (chimpanzee) is the source of this 2079-nucleotide messenger RNA. RefSeq names its product retinol dehydrogenase 13 (gene RDH13). NCBI's taxonomy places the organism in Eukaryota, Metazoa, Chordata, Mammalia, Primates, Hominidae. Bases 133 to 1329 code for a protein of 398 amino acids. The record is from RefSeq and is a predicted model, not a curated record. The transcript is spliced from 7 exons. Gene Ontology annotation, molecular function: oxidoreductase activity.
AACGGCGUAGCGCCUUAUACGGUGCGGCAAGUGUGACGUCAUUCGAACAAACCAUAGGCCCCGCCCCCGGACGCAGCCACGCCCACAGGCUCCUGAAACCACCACUCCCAGCUGUGACAGCGCUCAGGACCGAUGCUCAUAGGUCCCGUCCCUAGGAUCCCCGCCCCCUCCGCCCGCGCCCCGCCCCUCGCAGCCCAGUUCCGGACGCGGGCCCAGCCGCGCCUGCGCCUCCGCUCGUGUGUGGCUGCGUCGCGCGCUCUUCCUCCGAGGUACCCAGGCGGCUGGUGUGCAGCAAGGUCCGUGCCGACCCCUGACGCCUGUCCCCGGCCCGGCAUGAGCCGCUACCUGCUGCCGCUGUCGGCGCUGGGCACGGUAGCAGGCGCCGCCGUGCUGCUCAAGGACUAUGUCACCGGUGGGGCUUGCCCCAGCAAGGCCACCAUCCCUGGGAAGACGGUCAUCGUGACGGGCGCCAACACAGGCAUCGGGAAGCAGACCGCCUUGGAACUGGCCAGGAGAGGAGGCAACAUCAUCCUGGCCUGCCGAGACAUGGAGAAGUGUGAGGCGGCAGCAAAGGACAUCCGCGGGGAGACCCUCAAUCACCAUGUCAACGCCCGGCACCUGGACUUGGCUUCCCUCAAGUCUAUCCGAGAGUUUGCAGCAAAGAUCAUUGAAGAGGAGGAGCGAGUGGACAUUCUAAUCAACAACGCGGGUGUGAUGCGGUGCCCCCACUGGACCACCGAGGACGGCUUCGAGAUGCAGUUUGGCGUUAACCACCUGGGUCACUUUCUCUUGACAAACUUGCUGCUGGACAAGCUGAAAGCCUCAGCCCCUUCGCGGAUCAUCAACCUCUCGUCCUUGGCCCAUGUUGCUGGGCACAUAGACUUUGAUGACUUGAACUGGCAGACGAGGAAGUAUAACACCAAAGCCGCCUACUGCCAGAGCAAGCUGGCCAUCGUCCUCUUCACCAAGGAGCUGAGCCGGCGGCUGCAAGGCUCUGGUGUGACUGUCAACGCCCUGCACCCCGGCGUGGCCAGGACAGAGCUGGGCAGACACACGGGCAUCCAUGGCUCCACCUUCUCCAGCACCACACUCGGACCCAUCUUCUGGCUGCUGGUCAAGAGCCCCGAGCUGGCCGCCCAGCCCAGCACAUACCUGGCCGUGGCGGAGGAACUGGCGGAUGUUUCCGGAAAGUACUUCGAUGGACUCAAACAGAAGGCCCCGGCCCCCGAGGCUGAGGAUGAGGAGGUGGCCCAGAGGCUUUGGGCUGAAAGUGCCCGCCUGGUGGGCUUAGAGGCUCCCUCUGUGAGGGAGCAGCCCCUCCCCAGAUAACCUCUGGAGCAGAUUUGAAAGCCAGGAUGGCGCCUCCAGACCGAGGACAGCUGUCCGCCAUGCCCGCAGCUUCCUGGCACUACCUGAGCCGGGAGACCCAGGACUGGCGGCCGCCAUGCCCGCAGUAGGUUCUAGGGGGCGGUGCUGGCCGCAGUGGACUGGCCUGCAGGUGAGCACUGCCCCGGGCUCUGGCUGGUUCAGCCUGCUCUGCUGCCAGCAGGGGAGAGGGGCCAUCUGAUGCUUCCCCUGGGAAUCUAAACUGGGAAUGGCCGAGGAGGAAGGAGCUCCGUGCACUUGCAGGCCACGUCAGGAGAGCCAGCGGUGCCUGUCGGGGAGGGUUCCAAGGUGCUCCGUGAAGAGCAUGGGCAAGUUGUCUGACACUUGGUGGAUUCUUGGGUCCCUGUGGGACCUUGUGCAUGCAUGGUCCUCUCUGAGCCUUGGUUUCUUCAGCAGUGAGAUGCUCAGAAUAACUGCUGUCUCCCGCGAUGGUGUGGUGCGGCGAGCUGUUGUCUGGCUAUGGCAUGGCUGUGCCAGGGGUGUUGGCUUCCUGUGCCAGAGCCCAGCCAGAGAGCAGGUGCAGGUGUCAUCCCGAGUUCAGGCUCUGCACGGCAUGGAGUGGGAACCCCACCAGCUGCUGCUACAGGACCUGGGAUUGCCUGGGACUCCCACCUUCCUAUCAAUUCUCAUGGUAGUCCAAACUGCAGACUCUCAAACUUGCUCAUUUAAAAGAAAAAAAAAGAAGAAAAUGUA